Messenger RNA from Exaiptasia diaphana, 1625 nucleotides. RefSeq names its product neurexin-4. The record is from RefSeq and is a predicted model, not a curated record. The transcript has 4 exons. Bases 338 to 1315 code for a protein of 325 amino acids. NCBI's taxonomy places the organism in Eukaryota, Metazoa, Cnidaria, Anthozoa, Actiniaria, Aiptasiidae.
AACAAAUAAAAUAGCGAUCCUCUUCUUAAAAUCUCAUUAGCCACCCCCCAGUUUAAAAUUAUACUUCUUUGGCCAAUGCKGCGUAAUUCAUAUUUUGGCGAAAAAAAAUUAUGAUUCGCAGGCUACAAUAGCUUACAGUAAAACGUUCAAGAUGUCCUACUGUUUUUGAAAUAAUACAAUACUGAUAUCUGUCUGAGUUUCUUUAUUAAAAUUGUCAUACUUCUAUGRUCGGUCAUAUGGUGUUGGUGGAUUGCCGAUAUAAUAACGUUGCUGCUGACUAUUCGUUUUCAGUUUCAAAUCGUUUAUCGCAAAGAUUGCAAAGAUAUACCUAGAAGCAAUGAUGUUUUUSAGAAUAUUCUUGUCAACUCAAAGAUUUAAAGUUAUUGCCGUUAGUUUUGCCUUUGCUCAAUGUUUCUACUUGACCGACGGAAAACGUUGCAAAUCUGCCAACUUCAAAAGACACGCUCAAAYUAUGAUAAAGGGARCUGAGAUUAUCGCGACAACUAAAGUUGAAGAUGCUUUAGAAUGUAUGUUUUUCUGUCUUCGCGAAUUCCGGUGUCUCUCAGCCAACCUUGAGARAAAGCCAAAUGGCGCUGGAGCGCGCUUUUGUCACAUCUACGGCACCCUGUUGGGCACCAAUGGAGCCAUACUUGUGCCGUCAGACCAAUAUGACUUUUAUGAUUCCAUGACUGUUCCAGUCUCCUGUUCUCACGCCAAGUCUUUAGGUUACCAUGACAGCAAGUUUUACGUCAUUGAUCCUGACGGYCCCCAUGGCGACGUCCUGCCAUUUCAUGUGUAUUGUAACAUGAGCAGUCACAAUGGUAUUGGCGUUACAGUUGUCAGUCACAAUAGUGAAUACCGUACGAGAGUGUCUGGUUGUGAGGCUAAUGGRUGCUACAGACGUGAUGUAGUGUAUGAUGGUAUAUCUGAUGUCAAUCAACUGCGUGCAUUGACUGCGAUCUCUUCGGGCUGCGAGCAGUUUGUCAAAUAUGAGUGCUUCAAUUCACCGUUUUGGAUUCAUAGCRACUCACCAGUUGGAUGGCCUGUAUCACGUGAUGACCGUCMAAUGAAGUACUGGGGUGGUGCGUUGCGUGACAGUGGUAAAUGUGGAUGUAGCGUGACGAAUAGCUGUGUMAAGGGGAAAGACUGCAACUGUGACGCAAAUGAUGAAAACUGGCGUGAAGACUCAGGAUUGUUUACAUAUAAAGAAGAUCUCCCYAUAGUAUCACUAAGGUUUGGAGAUGUCAGUUCCAAUGACAAUGAAGAGGGUUAUCACACACUGGGAAAGUUAGAAUGCUUCGGAURGGCUGCCUGAGAUCUGUUUUCAUUCAGGCUGGCUGUGGCUGAACGCCUUCAUUUUUCCGAUUUGAAUUCACUCAAAACAAAAUUUAAUAACCCUGAAAUGAUAUAAACUGUAUUAUUACAGUAUAUUAAAGGAUUUAAAACGAUUCUAAAUGCAAAAGUAUGAUAAAUUUGAAUUAYAGAAGAAAGGAAAAAUAAAUAAAAAAAUAAAAAAAUAAAGAUUCGAACCCUUGACCGCCUAAAAUAACAUGCAUCAAGUCGUCAAAGUGGCGAAUCAUCCCUUUUUCGCAUGGAUUAAGGAUUGAUAUUAAAGAUAGUAAUUU